Messenger RNA from Fusarium venenatum, 1638 nucleotides. RefSeq lists its product as uncharacterized. The record is from RefSeq and is a predicted model, not a curated record. Gene Ontology annotation, molecular function: protein binding. Gene Ontology annotation, cellular component: SCF ubiquitin ligase complex; cytoplasm. Gene Ontology annotation, biological process: SCF-dependent proteasomal ubiquitin-dependent protein catabolic process. NCBI's taxonomy places the organism in Eukaryota, Fungi, Ascomycota, Sordariomycetes, Hypocreales, Nectriaceae.
AUGUCAUCAUCAACAAACGAAAACUUGUUAAACUCGGAACUCGAGUCUUUUCGACAGAAAUGGCUCUCAGAUCUCAAAACCAGAAACGACCAUCCAGAGCCACCUGCUGAGACAUCCGGAGGGUCAUCCUCAUCGAGACGGCCUCAUCAUGGUCCUAUCUCAUCAUUGCCUCACAAGCCCGCACCUGCGCCGACAGAUGUUGGUGAAGAUGAAGAUGAUUACGUGCAGAGCCCUUCUUUUGACCGGGAGGAACCUGCUUUGACGCAGCCGUCCCAGGAGACCCAUCAUGAUCGCAAGGGAAAGCAGCUUGUUUCUGCUCUGGAUCAUUUUGAGGAGGCGAUGCAUAAAGAGGAGCAGGGCAAUAUGGGUGAUAGUCUCAAGCUUUACCGCAAGGCCUACCGCCUUGAUAAUGGUGUUGAUCGGAGAUAUCGUGAGAAGCACUUCCCUCAAAAGUCAGCUCCACGACCCGUUUCGCCAACAGCUACCAAAGCAUCCACUCCAGCAAGCGUGCCAGAGGCACAACCCCCCAAACCAGAGGAGCCCGUAGAGUCAAAGCCUCUGCCUAUAGGAGAACUCAUCGCUAGUUUCGCCGGUUUGAAGAUUGAACCAGCUCCGCCUCCUGUCGAGGGCAUGCCAGAGCCACCCUGCCCGCUGGCUGAUCUUCCCGAUGAAAUCCUCAUUCACAUCCUCCGCGACAUCGCCAUAGCAGACGUUGGAGAUUUUGCCCGACUAUCCCGCGUGUGCAAGCGUCUUGCCUACCUCGUCGCUUCAGAGCAGCGUAUCUGGCGCCGCGUAGCUCUUGGUUCAGAAGUCGGCUUCAGUUCUCAGCUGUACCGCUUCGAGAAGGGCGUAGAGUGGGAUGAAUUACCAGAAGAAGAGCAAGAAGGUCCAGAGAUUCAAGAUGGCUUCGUCGUAAGCCCCUCUGAGCUUGCACAGCGCAGAAAAGAUGCCAAUAUCGCUUUCACCGAGUCUUUGACACCGUCUGUGUACCCUACUUGGAAGAACCUCCUCCGCUCACGACCACGAAUCCGCUUCAACGGCUGCUAUAUUUCCACUGUCAACUAUAUCCGUACCGGACAAGCCUCGACGAACCAGCCUACAUGGGGUAGUCCGAUCCAUAUCGUGACUUACUACCGUUAUCUCCGCUUCUUCAGAGACGGUACUCUCAUCAGUCUUCUUACCACCAACGAGCCUGCGGACGUGGUGCAUCACCUCACACGUGACGAGCUCAACGUCCACCGAGGCGCUGCACAACCUCAUCUACCAUCAGCUGUGAUGGCUCUCGCUCUUCGCGGCCGAUGGCGCCUAUCAUCCGCUGCUGACAGGGAUGAUCCUGCAACCAUAGAUCUUCCAGUCUCGACUGUUGCAGGCUCAACUGCUGCAGGCGCGCAUGAUCGAGAUCGUGAUCCAGAAGGUGACGUCUUCAUUGAGACCGAGGGCGUUGGAUCAAAAUACAUGUACCGCAUGGAUCUCUCGCUUCGAAGUGCCGGCAAAGGUGCCCGCAAUAACAAGCUCAUGUGGCGUGGUUUCUACAGCUACAAUAAGCUCACAGAUGACUGGGCUGAGUUCCACUUGAAGAACGACAAACCCUACUUCUUUAGCCGUGUCAAGAGCUAUGGGUUUGCGCUGGAAGCAUAA